UCGUAAGCCAUCAAUUACAAUUUCAAGAAUUUAUUAUCAUGGGAAAAAUUUAUUCUAAACCCUCUAAACACUUUCGAGGCAAGAAAGAUAAGGCUUUGACAAAACCUGAUGUAAAAAAAGAUCAACUUAUACAGAAUUAUAUACCAAUGAGAAAAUAUUCUGCUUCCUAUGUACUUCCUUUGGAUGACGAUGAAGUUGAUAGAAUGACCUUACAACAUUAUCUUUUUCAAAAUAUUUGGAAAAGUAAUUUUUCUUCACCCGUCGAAAAUAUGUUGGAACGUGGUGCGAAAAUGUUGGACAUAGG
This is a messenger RNA of Racocetra persica, 304 nucleotides long. The record is from the annotation of a GenBank genome assembly. Lineage: Eukaryota; Fungi; Glomeromycota; Glomeromycetes; Diversisporales; Gigasporaceae.